Messenger RNA from Setaria italica (foxtail millet), 1255 nucleotides. Its product is annotated as D-aminoacyl-tRNA deacylase. Gene Ontology annotation, molecular function: D-aminoacyl-tRNA deacylase activity. NCBI's taxonomy places the organism in Eukaryota, Viridiplantae, Streptophyta, Magnoliopsida, Poales, Poaceae. Bases 124 to 1068 code for a protein of 314 amino acids. The record is from RefSeq and is a predicted model, not a curated record. Gene Ontology annotation, biological process: D-amino acid catabolic process. The transcript is spliced from 9 exons.
CCUAGUCGUAGCGCGACGGACGGGGUGCUCAGUACUCGCUCAAGAGCGCAAGCGUGUCGGGUGGAGGCGGCGCGGGGAGCAGCAACCCCGGCGACGGCAGCGGUGUCGGAGGAGGAGGAUAGGAUGGUGGUGCUGGUGGUGGCCACCACCAAGGACCCGGCGUCCAUCGGCCCCGCCGCCGCCUUCCUCGCCAUGCCCGGAUGGUCCCCCGGCCCGCCCAUCGCAGAAGGGAUGGAGAGUUUUACUAAUGGGAAUGUUCGGUUAUUGAAGCAUGAACACAGCAUUAUUGAAGAGGAUAAUCUUGACCAGCGAUGGCAGGAAGCCACUGGAGAGCCUGUCUCUGAGGUCAUAUUCCUCAGCAAGCACACUGCAGUCUCCAACCGUCCAGCACUCACCGUGCAUCCAAUUGGUGUGCCACAUCUGAGGGAUGAUGAAACCCCACCCCAGGGAGGGACUCCUGGAUGGGCAGCAAUUCCAAAUCCUCGAAUUGGCCCUUGGCUCCGGUUGAUGCAAAAGAUUGCUGCAGAACAAGGUCUUGUUCCAGAGUUUGAGAUUACGCUUGAGGCUACUCACCAUGGACCAGUUACAAGCACGCCCACCAUGUUUGUUGAGAUAGGAAGUACGGAAGAAUACUGGGGUAGGCAAGAUGCUGCACAGGCAAUUGCUCUGGUUCUACGGAAAGGUCUUGGUCUGGAGGAUGGAAAUGCUGUUGGAAGUUGGCAGGGGAAUAGUGAAAAGGUUCUACUAGGUAUAGGAGGUGGUCACUAUGCUCCUCGUCAUAUGGAUAUUGUCAACAAAGAUGGUGUAUGGGUGGGUCAUUUACUCUCUGGUUACUCCUUGCCGAUGGAAACUCCAUCCCAAAUAAAUGGAAAGACUUCUGGAGAGGUUGCUGGAAUGUGGAAGCACUCCAUCAAAGUUUCCUAUGAAGCCACAAAGGCAGCAUUUCCUGGUGGUGAAGUAAUUGCACAUCUUGAUCACAAGAGCUUCAAGAGCUGGCAAAAGAAUGCUGUGACGAGCUACUUGCAGGAGCAGAACAUUAGGAUAGGAAAGCCUAGUGAUUUCUUCUGAUAUGCUGCAAGCCUGCAACAGUGCUGUAGCCCGUAGGCGAAAUCUUGGCGAGCCAUCAUGCAAGUCUACGAGUGCUUUGAGCCACAAACCGAGUACAUAUAUGGAACAGCAGACUUUGAAUAAUAAAAUUUCUAAUGUAAUUUCAAGAGCUUCAGUUUGCAUUAGUAAUAUGCAUGCAUGCCCUGAA